Acipenser ruthenus (sterlet) is the source of this 3289-nucleotide messenger RNA. RefSeq names its product Krueppel-like factor 9. NCBI's taxonomy places the organism in Eukaryota, Metazoa, Chordata, Actinopteri, Acipenseriformes, Acipenseridae. Gene Ontology annotation, biological process: regulation of transcription by RNA polymerase II. The transcript is spliced from 2 exons. The record is from RefSeq and is a predicted model, not a curated record. Gene Ontology annotation, molecular function: DNA-binding transcription factor activity, RNA polymerase II-specific; RNA polymerase II cis-regulatory region sequence-specific DNA binding. Bases 237 to 959 code for a protein of 240 amino acids.
UCUCCUCGCCUCCGCCCGGACGCGUCACUCGCGUCAUGGCGCAAUCUGCCCCCGGGAGGAGCGAGUGGGCGUGGGCACCAUCGGCUUUUCAGUCGACACAAAGAAAAACUGCCCUUCUUAGCGCUGCUGCUACUGGUUUCGGGUUUAAUCUAAAGCAGAGAGAGAGAGAGACACACACACACAGCACCUCGAUAUAUAUAUAUUUUUAAAAGGUGUUUGGUGGAAGUCCAGGAAUAAUGUCUGCUUUCGCGUACUCGGAUUAUUUAGCCGCGGAGUGCCUGGUGUCUAUAUCCAGCGGCGCUGUGGUGCAUACCCCCUCUCCCGUCACCAGCCACCGCCAACAGACAGAGCUCGAAAGUUCAAGCGAGGACAAAGAAGUUAGAGACACGCUGAAAGAAGGUGCCAGCAUGCUCGCCGUGGCCGGGAUCCUAACCGACCUCCACAGCAAGUUCCGACCCAUGUCUGCCUUGUCGGAGAGCAGUAACUCGUCGUUGGGGGACCCGGACACUUUCUCCUGCGGGGAGAGCGGGUACACCACGCUGUCUGAUUCCACGACCCCGACCCCGACCCCUGGCCAGAGGGGAGACGGGCGAUCGGAUACGAGAUCGCCAAUGAAACGACACCAGUGCACCUUUGAAGGAUGUGACAAGGUUUACGGCAAAUCGUCUCACCUGAAAGCGCACAUCAGGACACACACAGGAGAGCGCCCUUUCCCGUGCACCUGGCCGGCCUGUGCCAAGAAGUUUGCCCGUUCGGACGAGCUCGCCCGACACACGCGCACCCACACCGGGGAGAAGAAGUUCUCGUGCCCGCUGUGCGAGAAACGAUUCAUGCGGAGUGACCACCUGAUCAAGCACGCCCGCCGCCACCCCCACUUCCACCCCAGCAUGAUCCCCCGGGCCGGCAGCCGCAGCAUGUCCCCCACGGGGUCCCUGCCCAGCCCCACCGCCUUUCUAUAGGCAAGACCCAGCCCCCCCACAUAGCAGACUGGAGCCCUUCAAGAACAUCACCCAUGAUCCACCUGGAAAACACAUUUUAAAAGAAGCAGCAGCGUGUUUGAACUGCAUUAUCCCCUUUCGAGCAACACUGUGUGUGUGGGGCGGAGUGUCUGGCAAACCCCCUGUAAAGUUUAUUAGUAAAACCCCUUUCUUAUCCCCGGUAUGUGGGACAUACAAGUGAGCUCUGGUAGCAGAAAUUGCCCUUGCAGAGCGCAGCCUCUUAGAUUAGCAGGGUUUGGUUGACCAGAGCUUAAGGUUUGUGUUGUCCGAUCUGGUUCAAACAGAGAUCUGCAAUUUUGAUGAUCUAAAACCGCUUGUAAAUAUGAAUGCAGGGCUCUCUUACCCUGGGGUUUCGGUGGGACUCCACAGUGUAGAAAUCCGGUGAAUAACUGAUACAAAUUCACGAUCUGCCUCUGCGCUCCCAGUUUGGUUAAAAUGUUUUUCUGCAUGUGAGCAAGUAGUUUUAAAAUUCGAAAAAAAAAAAAGGAAGUGGCGUUGUCUUGCAAUCUCGGGCGCUGUGCUGACUUUUGUUAAAUUUGUAGUCGAAUUAUUGGCACUGGCUUAUCCCCACCGUCUCGCUGGGAUAGACGUCGCUGAGACUGGUAGAGUUCCACCCCUUUGGUCAAGCUAUUGGGUCAUUCCAGAUCAAAGGGUUGUGGGGGUGGGGAUGGCCCUGCAGUCUCUUCAACAGAAACUGAGCCUUGAGUGAGGCUGUGCAGUAAGCCUGAGUGAGGGGCCGGUCCAUUUGGAACCAAACAGAGGGGAAUGAACAGCUAUUCAAAUUUAAAUACGUGAACCUGUUCAGCCAACCGCCUUCUGACGAGAUUUGUUUUAAUUUUGUUAACAUUCUAGCAUUAGAACACAAGACCAACGUUUCUUUUUUUUUUUAGUGCUGCUAAUUGAGCAUCUAAGGCUGUGGAUAAACUUGCAGCCACACGGUCAGAGUGCGCUACCUAGUGGUCAGAGCUUGAACAGCAUCCCCCGCCUGCAGUCUGGGGAAUACAAAUGUUAAUACUGAAUACUAAAAAUAUGCAUGCUGGCCAGGGUACAACCGCCCCCCUGUACUGUAGACUGGACUGGCCCCACAUUCUGCCCAUGGUUUUGUUUGUACUGAAUCCGCUUAUCCAAGGCUCAGUUAGGCAGGUUAGAAGGAUUUGUGAUGUGCCUGUUUCGACAUUCCUCUCAUUUACGUAGAACCUCCAGUGUCUCAGGGUCUGAUGCUGAAUGCAGUAAGUUACAUAUAUAUAUGCACAUUUCCUCAAUGCAGAUUUCCAGAUAAGCUUAUAGCUUCUCCUGUUAUCGUAGUCCUUAUAUUAGGGUAAAGCGUAUUCCUUCUCUGUUUCUUAACUAAGUUACAAAUCUCUGCAAGGAUUUAGAAAUCGAAAAGCAGUUUCAGGUGUCAUAAAUUAUGAUGUGUGUGUUUUUUUUUGUUUGUUUUUUUUUUUAAACAAUACCUCAACUCAACAGCAAAAGUCUUAAAUAUUUUAUUUAAAAUAUUUGAGCGAUUUUUCUACAGAUAUAUAUCUCUAUUUAUCACAAUCAGCACAUUGACAAUAUUGCACAUUUUAUUUUUUUUUAACAAUGCUGCCAGUUUCACAUUACUGCACCACGGGGAAGCGGGAUUCUAGUUUUUAUCCCCGACGUUACUUUAAAUGCAUGGAUUUAUGCUACUGUUUUAUUUAUUUUGUAGUAUUGUUAUUAUUAUUACUAUUAUUAUUUUGUUUAGCGAAAACUGAUUAGCAGAAGGAGCCGUGUGAAAGAUAGACACUAAUGUCACUUUUAAAAAUAAAUGAGAAAAAGGAAAAACAAACCUGCAGGUAGCUUUUUUUUUAUUUUAUAUCUAUAUAUAUAUUUUAGAAACAGCUUGAGUCCCAUUAAUCCAAUAUUGAAUACUGCCCUUGUUUUAUAAAAGCAUAACUUUUACUACUCCUUAUAAAAUGGCAAGACUAGAGGGAGCAAUCUGAUUCGCUAACAAGUGUUCCAACCUAUGCAAAUAUAUCGGUAUCCCGGCACCGCUCGGAACUUUCAGAACCAUUUAUUCCUGAUUCACUUGACAACCCAUUCAUUUUGCUGCACGGUUUUAUUAAAUUGUUCCCAUUCCGAGCCUUAUUCCCAUUGUUGUGAUGGAUGCAGGUGGCUCUUCGAGUAUUCCGAGGUCACUCUCUUCCUGACAGUCACUGGGACCCCUCCUGCUUUUACUGAACAAAUAAAGAAUGUAAAAAACUACAGAAGGGAUUGUUUGAUGUUGUGUAAGCGCUGACCUGUUGUGUUAUUCUGGUUCCUGUUGUAAA